AUGUAUAUAUUUAAUACAAAGACAAGUCGAUGUUCUUUAUGUUAUGCACUUUUAUCUGCACAUACACAUACAAGUAGUUCGACAAUUGGUUAUUCACCAUCCUCAAAUAAACGAUAUACUAGUCGAUGUUCGAUAUCAUCAAUCGAACGGCUAAUUUCAUCGUCAAAUAAAUUCGAACGAUUAUGGCGUCAAAAUGAAAAUACUUUAAUCAGUAAUCGUUCAAUAUGUUUUCGAUGUUGUGAUUCAAUACGACAACUAGAACAAAUUCAAAUUGAUAUUCAACGACUUAAUCAUGAUAAACAAAUACUUAUGAAUAAAAUUGAACAUAAUCUUUCUAAACGUGCACUUAUUUUACAAGGUCAACGACAUCAAACACAUAUUCUUCUAAAUAAUUACCAACAAACUCCUUUAUAUGAAGACGAUGAUACAGAAGAAGGCGAAGAAAAACCUCGAACAGUAAUAAAAACUAAUGGACAUGGACAUCCAUCGUCUUUUAUAAUACCAACAACUACAUUAGUUGGUGCUAAACGACGUAAAUGUAAUAUAGCACAUAAAAUAAAUCUUGAAGAUAAAGCUGUUGAGUUAACAUCUUCAUUAGCCAAUCAUUCAAGACGAUCAAGUUCCCCAAUAUCUCAUCCAGCAACAAAGUUUUCUCCUAGUCUUAUCUUUGGCUCACAUUCACCUAAACAUCAUCAAUCAAGUUUAUUUUCAUCUGGUAUAAAUGGUCAUGAUUUAUCAAAUCUAUCAUUUGGUUCUACAUAUAAAUCUUUAGCUCUAUCAAAUGCCUCAUUAUCAUCAACAACAGCAGCAGCAGCAGCUACAACACCACCAUUUCUUGAUCCAACAACAGGAGCAUUAAUUGCCAUUGUUUCAAAUCCACAUCAUGCUGCAUUACUUGCUCAACAACAUCAACAAAUUUUAAAAUCAUCAUCAUCAAUAUCUCCCUCAUCAACACAUACAACUGAUGAACAUGAAAUAAUACCUGUUAAACCAAAUCCACAUCCAAAAAAAUUUCCAUGUCUUCUAUGUGGACGUGAUUUUUCAAAUAAGUCAAAUUUAAAUCGUCAUCAUAGUAUUGUUCAUAUUGCUAUGAGAAAUUUUGAAUGUGCACGUUGUCCAAAGAAAUUUAAAUUAAGACAAGGUCUUAAAACACAUAUGCAACGAUGUCAUGGUGUCAAUACAGAUGAACCAACAUUUGUUUUACAAAAACAUAAUUUACAUAAUUAUCAUCGUCAUCAUCCCUCUUCUUCAUCGUCAUUUAUUGCUCAAACGAAUAAAUAA
This is a messenger RNA of Adineta steineri, 1281 nucleotides long. The record is from the annotation of a GenBank genome assembly. Lineage: Eukaryota; Metazoa; Rotifera; Eurotatoria; Adinetida; Adinetidae.